This is a messenger RNA of Alexandromys fortis (reed vole), 789 nucleotides long. RefSeq names its product probable ATP-dependent RNA helicase DDX6. Gene Ontology annotation, molecular function: mRNA binding; ATP binding. Gene Ontology annotation, biological process: negative regulation of translation; P-body assembly; cytoplasmic stress granule assembly. Lineage: Eukaryota; Metazoa; Chordata; Mammalia; Rodentia; Cricetidae. Gene Ontology annotation, cellular component: cytoplasmic stress granule; P-body. The annotation marks the transcript as partial. The record is from RefSeq and is a predicted model, not a curated record. The transcript has 6 exons.
GAGGAGAGCAUUCCCAUUGCUUUAUCUGGUAGGGAUAUCUUAGCUAGAGCAAAAAAUGGAACAGGCAAAAGCGGUGCCUACCUCAUUCCCUUACUUGAACGGCUGGACCUGAAGAAGGACAAUAUUCAAGCAAUGGUGAUUGUUCCCACAAGAGAACUUGCUCUACAGGUCAGUCAAAUUUGCAUCCAGGUCAGCAAACACAUGGGAGGGGCCAAAGUGAUGGCAACCACAGGAGGAACGAAUUUACGGGAUGACAUAAUGAGGCUUGAUGAUACAGUGCAUGUGGUGAUCGCUACCCCUGGCAGAAUCCUGGAUCUUAUCAAGAAAGGAGUAGCGAAGGUUGACCAUGUCCAGAUGAUAGUAUUGGAUGAGGCAGAUAAAUUGUUGUCGCAGGAUUUUGUGCAGAUUAUGGAGGAUAUUAUUCUCACACUACCUAAAAAUAGGCAGAUUUUGCUAUAUUCUGCUACUUUCCCUCUUAGUGUACAAAAGUUCAUGAAUUCCCAUCUGCAAAAACCCUAUGAGAUUAACCUGAUGGAGGAACUAACUCUGAAGGGAGUAACCCAGUACUACGCAUAUGUAACCGAGCGCCAAAAAGUACAUUGCCUCAACACACUUUUCUCCAGGCUUCAGAUAAACCAGUCGAUCAUUUUCUGCAACUCUUCUCAGAGAGUUGAAUUACUGGCUAAGAAGAUUUCUCAGCUGGGUUACUCUUGCUUCUACAUCCAUGCUAAAAUGAGGCAGGUGAGUGUAAUUCUAGAAUUUGCAUGGGUUUAACAAAAAAAAAUUUUU